AGGCGGAACAGGGAAUCAGGAAUCAGCUGUCAAAAAAGUAGCUAAAGUGUAAGCAACGGAUCAGAAAGAGACAUCCUUCCAGAGAUGUUCAGAGCUGGUGUCCAGCACUGACCGCUUGACUGCCUGUGAGCUCUGACUGAACACAUCCGCCAAGAUGCCUGCAGUAUCCACCGGGGUCAAGGAGCUGUAUCUGUCCACAUCUCUGGGUGACCUCAAUAAAAAGGCUGAAAUCAAACCAGACAAGACGAGCACCAGGAGCUAUGUUCAGAGUGCCUGCAAAAUCUUCAAGGCGGCAGAGGAGUGUCGCCUGGACAGAGAUGAGGAGAAAUCUUAUGUGCUGUACAUGAAGUAUUUAACAGUAUAUGACAUCAUCAAGAAGAGACCAGACUUCAAGCAGCAACCGGAGUAUUACAUGACCAUGCUUGGGCCAUCCAGCUUUAAGAAAGCCAUUGAAGAAGCUGAGAAACUCUCUGAAAGCCUUAAACUCAGGUAUGAAGAAGUUGAGGUUCGAAAAAAACUUGAGGAGAAGGAGAGACAAGAAGAGAAGAAAAGGAAGGAGGAAAUACAGGAGAAAGAUGGUGGUCGAGGCUCUCCGAAAGCAUCAUCCCAAAACAAGAAGGACAGCAAAAAGGUAAAAGGGGAACAGAAUGAACUGAAGAAUGCGACCUCAAAAGCUGCAAUGCCGGCUGGCGGGAUCACAGCUGAGAAACUUUUCCAUAUGAUGAAGGACCAGACGAUUACAGUGAUUGUCAUGGACGCCCGCAGCCACAGGGAUUUUGAGGAGUCUCACAUUCAGGUCCCGGCCCAGAUUUGCAUCAGCGUGCCUGAUGAGGCCAUUAGCCCAGGAAUCACUGUGACUCAGAUUGAGGCAAAGCUGCCGGACGUGUCCAAAGACCAUUGGAGGCGGCGGGGUUUCGUGGAUUAUAUAGUACUGCUGGACUGGUUCAGUUCUGUCACUGAUCUUAGACUCGGCACCACCUUGCAGAGCCUCAAAGAUGCCCUCUAUAAGUGGGACAGCAUCACCAUCCUGCGGAGUGAGCCGCUGGUGCUGGAGGGAGGCUACGAGAACUGGCUGUUGUUUUACCCCAUGUACACAACCAACGCUAAAGUUCGGCCCCCUAGACAGGAUAUCAUCAGCACCCUCCCUCAGUUGAACUUUAGCUACCCAUCCUUAGAGGAACCGAAGCCUCCAACCCCACCUAAACCGGAGCCUGAGAUCACACCGGAGCCUCAGGAACCCCCGGCUCCUGUGCUGGUGAACGGGGUUGCUGCAGUAGAACCUCCCACGUCCAAAACUUUCACAGUCGCUCACAGUUUGCCAGACACCGUUGACUCCCCCGUCACAGUCUCCACAAAUUCUGGGCUUGACCUCAGUAAGAAGGGCCCUGCGGCAGGCACACCCAGCCAGUCACCUGCAACAGCCAAGGCGUUCCCACAGUUUGAUCGUACCAAGAAACCCUCUGUCCGUGUGUCGGACGAGCUCAAGCCCAGCCAGAACGGGUCAGCGAAGGACUCCACCCAGAACGGCCCAUUUGUCCCUGACCGCUCAGUCAAACCGUCCUUCACCCCCAACACCUCCCUGUCUAAGGAAGAACAAAGUCAGAUACACUCUGAGGUGGUGGCGGUGAUGGAGAAGGCGAGGCAAGAGCAGGAGAAACGCAACCAGGAGCGUCGUUCAGAGGAGGAGAGACGGGAGAAGGAACAGAAGGAGAAGGAGUUGAAAGAAAGGCUAGAAAGGGAGGAACGUGAUAAGAGGAAGAAGGAGGAGGAGGAGAAAGGACAUCAGGAGAAAAAGAAACUCGAAAGGCAGAAGGCAAAAGAAGAGGAAGACAAAGAGAAUAAGGUGUGGGAGGAGAAAGAGAGGAGGGGAAAGGAGCAGAACUCUGAUACACCCUCGAAGAGUAUGUCUCUGGACUCGCCUGCUCCCAACCAUAUUGUUAGUGAAAUUAAGAGGGAGCCCUUGACAAGAGCAAGGAGUGAGGAGAUGGGCAGGAGUGUACCAGGCCUUCCUGACGGCUGGAUGAAGUUCCUUGACACAGUGACGGGGACCUACCGAUACUACCAUUCUCCAACCAACCGCGUGCACCUGUACCCUCCUGAGGUCACCGUUCCCCAGACCCCUCCCUCCACACCGCCAACAGUCAAGCAGAAACCACCACAACCAGCUGAGCCGGACGUCAACCCUGAGCGAGAGCGGGAGCAGUCUAAACUGAAACGCUCCUACUCCUCGCCCGAUAUCAGCCAGGACCUGAGAGAGGAGGCCCAGAAGAAGGCCACCGCCCCGACCACUGCUGCUGUCAUACCCACCAUCAACAGAGAGACCAAACCUGCCGCAGCUAAAGUCUAUCCUAAAGUGGAGAUUGCGCGGCCUUCAGCUGCCAAAAUCCGCAACCUGAAUCCUACAUUUGGAGGUCUAGGCGCAUCGCUGACUGGCCUCCGUAACCUGGGCAACACAUGCUACAUGAACUCCAUCUUGCAGUGUCUGUGUAACACCCCUGCCAUGGCCGAGUACUUCAACAACAAUUUCUACAUGGAGGACAUCAACAGGUACAACAUCCUCGGCCAUAAAGGGGAGGUGGCGGAGGAGUUCGGUGUGAUCAUGAAAGCCCUGUGGGCCGGUUUGUACAAGUGCAUCAGCCCACGGGACUUCAAGAUCACCAUAGGCAAGAUCAAUGAGCAGUUUUCUGGCUAUGACCAGCAAGACUCUCAGGAGCUGCUGCUGUUCCUCAUGGACGGGCUCCAUGAGGAUCUCAACAAGGCGGACAACAGGAAGCGGUACAAGGAGGAGGAAAAUGACCACUUGGACGAUAAGACGGCGGCCGAUGUGGCUUGGAGCAAACACAAGCUGCUGAACGAGUCCAUCAUUGUAGCACUGUUCCAGGGCCAGUUCAAGUCCACCGUGCAGUGUCUGACCUGCCAUCGCAAGUCACGCACAUUUGAGACCUUUAUGUACCUGUCGCUGCCUCUGGCCUCCACCAGCAAGUGCUCCCUGCAGGAUUGUCUGAGGCUGUUCUCUAAGGAAGAGAAGCUGACCGACAACAACAAGGUGUUCUGCAGACACUGCAAGGCCCACAGAGAUUCCACCAAGAAACUGGAGAUCUGGAAGGUCCCACCCAUUCUCCUGGUGCACUUAAAACGGUUCUCCUAUGAGGGUAGAUGGAAGCAGAAGCUGCAGACGUCUGUAGACUUCUCGUUAGACAAUCUGGACCUGGCCCAGUACGUCAUCGGACCCAAACAGAACCUGAAGAAAUACAGCCUUUAUGGAGUUUCUAACCACUACGGGGGUUUGGAUGGCGGCCACUACACAGCCUACUGUAAGAACGGCCUCAAACAGCGCUGGUACAAGUUUGAUGACCACGAGGUGUCCGAAAUCUCCACCUCCUCCGUCAAGUCCUCCGCGGCCUACAUCCUGUUUUACUCCACCCUGUGAUGGAACUGUGGGACACGAAGAGAGAACACUCCACCAGGGCAGCGACGCUCAAGCCUAGAGGUUGUUUUUCCUUUUUCUUUUUGAAGUCACAGCUCUGAGGACCUGGCGCACGUAGUUGCGGGUAACCUAGUCGUGUAUGUGCACGCGAAGACGUUCUCGAGCGAGUGGCUAUGGGAGCCCGUCUUGUCGCAGACCGGGGAAAGGUGCAGGCACACUGCGCAAUGCUUCAGCUACUAGAGGACCUUAUACCUGUUAAAACAUGCCGUCUGUUCGUAUUACUGAUAAUCUAGAGACUAAACAGAUGCUCCUUCUACUCUGAUUUCUUUACCUUGAUGGUUGUGUUGUAGGGCUGACAGCUGGUCAGAUGCUCUUCACUGUCAUUUCUGUUGCACCCAGUGUGGAUGGCCGUAUUGCAGAACUGAUCUUCAGCUUUCUUGUACUGUGCAGACACCGGGGUUAACAGUUGGACGCCAUGUACAUACUUACCAAUGCUGAUGUUGCACAUUGAAAAAUGUAAAUACUCGAGGGCAAGGUGUUUAACUGUUAAGUGACCAAAUUUUUCUUUCUUGAAAGUAGCAGCCAUUAUAGUUAUCACCAUAUUCAUAAAGACAACCCACGUGUUUUAGGGGUUUAACUCUAUAGCCUUCUGAUGUUUAACAUGGUCCUAAAGGGGACGGAGGAGACUGCGAGUGUUGAAUUUUGCAUUCUUCCCUCAGAGAGAAUAGGGAAUUGCGAUUGUUGCUUGUUCAUAUUAGCCACAUUCUUGCACUUACACAAUAUGCAAUCAAUUUAAGUUGUUUAUUUAGAUCAUGUUGUUUAACAGCAGACAUUAAUACUCGACUCAGAAUGCUUUAAAAUGACACUGAUGCUGAGAUCUUGUCCGUCUUGCUCGGUUCAGCCAGUGACAGAAGAACCGACCUGCUUCUUUAAAGUUUGUUGUAGAAUUUCUUCUCUGUUUAACAUACUCGACUCUUUACAUUAUUUUAUUCAAAAACUAUUUGGAGGAAAUAUGACUGGGGUAACUCGGCAUCCUUCUUGGCUGGUUUUGGUUUUGAAAGAACAUGUUUCCAGGAGGCUGUAAUUUUGAUUGAUCGGAUUUAGUUUUUUUCUGUGUUCAGAACCGACCCUGGAGAAUAUGAAGACUUGAGAAAUUGACCAUGAGUGCGUUAGUGUCGAUAUUUGCUGCCUGACUGACUGACUGAGUGACUGACUGACUGACCGAGCAAGCACAAAGUACACUGAUGUUUUUUUCUGAAUGGACCAGAGAUGUGAGGUGGCAGGAUUUGACUCUCUACUUCCUGAGUACAGUUUUAUUGCCUGGCAUGAAAUCAUAAUCUGUUUUGUUUUUACUUGUACAUGUUGAUUUCAUUUCUUAAUGCUCUAGAAAAAUUGUUUCGGAUAUAACGAUUAUAUUAACCUCGAACAACUCAUAUGACUAUUUAUUAAAACUGCUUCA
This is a messenger RNA of Chelmon rostratus (copperband butterflyfish), 4886 nucleotides long. It is a transcript of the gene usp8, whose product is annotated as ubiquitin specific peptidase 8. The record is from RefSeq and is a predicted model, not a curated record. Lineage: Eukaryota; Metazoa; Chordata; Actinopteri; Chaetodontiformes; Chaetodontidae. Gene Ontology annotation, molecular function: cysteine-type deubiquitinase activity. The transcript has 19 exons. Gene Ontology annotation, biological process: Ras protein signal transduction; endosome organization; protein K48-linked deubiquitination. Gene Ontology annotation, cellular component: midbody; postsynaptic density; dendritic spine. The coding region runs from base 155 to 3430 and encodes 1091 amino acids.